AUGGAAGAUAAAUUUGUCAAGUGGAAUCAUAACAACCAUCCUAACGUCAUUCUUAAUGUUGAUGGGAGUUGUCUUGGCUCCCCCACUAGAACUGGUUAUGGAGGAAUUCUUAGAAAUGAUGCAGGCUUUUACUUGUAUGGGUUUUCCGGAUAUAUCCAUGAUUCUUCUGUCAUUCUUUAUGCUGAGCUCUAUGUCAUCUAUCAGGGCCUCUCGCUAGCCAACGAGAAGGGUAUUGUUGAUCUUUUUUGCUAUUCUAAUUCAUUAUUAUGUAUCAACAUCAUCACCGGCCCCCUCUUGAAGUUUCAUGCUUAUGCUGUUUUGAUUCAAGACAUAAAAGAGUUGAUGGAGCAGACUCAAGCAACUAUUAGCCACACCCUUAGGGAGAGAAACCAAUGUGCGGAUUUUAUGGUCAAGCUUGGUGCCUCGUCUAACUAUGAGUUCAUGCAUCAUGAUUUUCCACCUACGGAGCUCUUACCCCUCCUUUAG
Medicago truncatula (barrel medic) is the source of this 486-nucleotide messenger RNA. RefSeq lists its product as uncharacterized. The transcript has a single exon. Lineage: Eukaryota; Viridiplantae; Streptophyta; Magnoliopsida; Fabales; Fabaceae. Gene Ontology annotation, molecular function: nucleic acid binding; RNA-DNA hybrid ribonuclease activity. The coding region runs from base 1 to 486 and encodes 161 amino acids. The record is from RefSeq and is a predicted model, not a curated record.